AUGGUGAAACAAGAUCUUGCUGUUGAAAUACAAAGUGUUAUGGUUGAUAUUUACAAAAAAUCUCGUAAAAUUUAUCUUGAGUUGUGUGAUGUAAUAGGAAGUGAAUUACAAGCACUUUCUUUUCCAAAAGAAUAUACAUCCAUUGGGACAGAAGCAUAUAUGUUAGAAAAUGUUGCUUUAAAAACAGAAAUCAGAACACUAUUAUCAAUCUUAUCAUUACUUUGUAUUACUCAAAAAGAUAUUAAUGAAACAAUAAAAGGAUUAAAUACAUCUGAAGACUUAGUAGAAAGAUUAGAUGAUGUUAGAGAUGAUAUUCGACAAGAAAAUAAUGCUCUUAAACAAAUUCGAAUGGUUGAAGAUGAUAUAACUAAUACAAAUAAAGAUUAA
Messenger RNA from Entamoeba dispar SAW760, 387 nucleotides. RefSeq lists its product as uncharacterized. The transcript has 2 exons. Lineage: Eukaryota; Evosea; Mastigamoebida; Endamoebidae. The record is from RefSeq and is a predicted model, not a curated record. The coding region runs from base 1 to 387 and encodes 128 amino acids.